CUUCGAUAGAUCAUUCGCUCGAGCUCUCGGAGCUGAAUUACACCUUUAUCCCUGCUGCAGGAAAUGCACAUGCAAAACCACCGGAUUUAAUGCAGUUUGGAUAUAAAAAAGAAAGAAAAAAACACAAGGAUUAACUAACACGAGUUUUUCUUAUUUUAAACAGCGUUGUAGUUUUAUAUAAAGAGAAAAGAACCAGAUUUAGCACAUUAAGCGACACAGUCGGAAGAAAUGCGCUUAUAAAGUCUUUCUGUUUUUCUGAUGUUUCAGUCCACCAUUUAGAAGAAAAAAAAGGGAGACAUUAAACUCAAGUGGAACUGGGUGAGAUUUGUGUGUGAAGAUGAACACCGUUAGAGGACACGUGUGAAAGCAGGCAUACCUGCGCCGUUCACCUUGUGAGCAGGAGGAUUAGAGCAGCUGAAGGGGAUUCCCGGCACCCAGUGGGAUGUGAGCAGAUCGGUGUUGGGCCGAGUGUGAAGGAGCAUGGUAAAACACCAACCCUUACAGGUCUACGAGAGACAGCUGUGUUUGUCCUGUCUGACCGGGAUAUACGGGUGCCGCUGGAAACGCUACCAGCGCUCCCACGAUGACAGCUCCAAGUGGGAAUGCUCCUGGUUUCUCAUCCUGUGCUCUUCAUUUCUCCUCCUGCUCGUCUGGUCUUACUUUUGGUGGGAAGCUCACAAUGACUACAAUGAAUUUAACUGGUUGUUGUAUAACCGAUCCGGAGAGUGGAGUGAUGGCACCGUCCCCAUUCUCACCACCACUCUCGUGGGAUUCUCUUACACUGCAUUUUUAAUGCUAUUAGGCCUUUGUCAUAUCGCACUGGGGCAGCAGCUUAACCUCUAUUGGAUUCAUAAGAUUGGUGUGCUGGCCGUCCUGCUCACUACCAUCACAGGCGUGGUGUCCAUCGAUGAUAUAUGGAGGGACGAAUGGGACAUCAUCCUCAUAUCGCUACAGGCAACAGGACCUUUCCUGCACAUUGGGGCAAUGGCUGCCAUGACUGCAUUGGGGUGGAUCGUCGCAGGCCAGGUUGUGCGUGGAGAAAGAACGAGAUUUCAGAUGCUGUUACUCCUGCUGUAUGUGUGUGUUCUCCUGGCUCUCUAUCUGACUCCUCUCACCAUCUCCUCUCCCUGCAUUAUGGACCCAUUGAACCUGAAGCCCCGGCCUGCCGUCUUUGGCCGGCGAGGAGCUCCAAUGCUCGCUCCAGAAAACACCAUCAUGUCCUUCAACAAAGGCUUGCAGCAGAGAGUCAGCGGCUUUGAGGCUGACGUCACCAUCAGUGCAGAUGGAGUGGCCUUCCUGAUGCGUGAUCGUACACUGCGCCGUACCACAGACGUGGCCCGGGUCUUUCCUCAGCGGCAGCAUGAAGAUGCCUCACUCUUCACCUGGCCAGAGAUACGCUCUCUAAACGCUGGCCUGUGGUUUCUCAGGGACGACCCAUACUGGACAUCCCAGUUAAUGUCAGUAAAGGAACGAGGACGAGCAGCCAAUCAGACGGUGUGUAGUCUGAUGGAACUGCUGCGUCUGGCAGUGAAAACGAACCGCUCCGUGAUGUUGAGCCUGCGCAGACCUCCACCUCAACACCCACGACACGAGCUCUGGAUUGACGACACCCUCAAGGCAGUGCAGCGCUCAGGCAUCCAGCCUGAACAGGUGAUGUGGGUCACAGACUGGUACAGAAAGGAGGUGCGAUCCAUUGUGCCUCUUCUGGAGCAACUGGAGGAGGAGAAGCUUUCUGCAGAGGAGCUUGAAGACCGGGGAAUCCAUACAGUGAGCUUGCACUAUAGCCAAGUAACGCAACCACAAAUCAGACGCUUCAGAGGCAACAACAUGAGCGUGAACGUGUACCCUGUGAACGAGCCGUGGCUUUACUCCGUCCUGUGGUGCAGUGGUGUUCAGUCGGUCUCGUCCGACGCGCCUCACAUCCUCCGCAAAGUGCCUCAGCCCAUCUGGUUAAUGAGUCCAGAUGAGUACUGCUUAAUAUGGAUCAUGGCUGAUCUCAUAUCUGCAGCAGUCGUCAUCGGAAUGUUUAUAUUUCAGAGCUAUCACUUCUUCAGGUGGAGGAUUAGCAGGAUGUGCAGCUACAACCCGGAGCAGAUCAUGCUCAGUGCUGUGGUGCGCAGAUCCAGUCGAGACAUCAACAUCAUGAAGGAGAAACUCAUCUUCUCAGAAAUAAACAAUGGAGUCAGCAGCACAGACGAGCUUCCCCUCUACAUGGAGCAUGGAUACGAAGGAUAUACACGCGACACCAUUUCCCGCUGAGCCGGAUGUCAUUUGGAUUUCCUCCUUUCACUUAAACAUUUUGCCUGGUCUCUGGAAAAAAGGAAUUUUUUGACUGAAUAUCUGAAAUCCGAAAGGCAUCUUUGAUUUAUCUUCUGUUUUUUUUCCCCUUCAUCUUUAUGCGAGUGGAACUUGUGGACUUGCACAGCUCUGCGUGAUUGGAUUUGAAUAGAUUUGCAUAUUUAUAUAAAGGACCUUCACGCCAAUGCCUUAUGCGCUGUAUUAAAGUGUAUAUAAGAUGAAAUGUUGCUGCAGCAGUAGUGUGUACAGUUUCAUCUUGUGGACUAGUCAGUGAGUGGCUUAUUGUUUCUCAUUUUCCUGCAAAUCAAUCAAUGACUCAGAUCUGUGACAUUUGGAGGAAGGAUUGAAGGAUUAUUUGUAUAAUGGAGUAGGUGUUUUUUUUUUAUAUAUAUAUAUAUUUUAUCUACAUCUACUAUAGUAUUUUGUGCCGUCUACACUGCAGUGGUUGAAGUAUUGAGGUAUGGAAUGAAAUGCCUCUAUGAAGCACAGAAUUUAAUAUUCUUUAUUUAUAGAAGUCAAUAAAGACAAGUCAUUGGAGAAAAUAAAGGUCAAUAAAGUUA
Silurus meridionalis is the source of this 2858-nucleotide messenger RNA. RefSeq names its product glycerophosphodiester phosphodiesterase domain containing 5a (gene gdpd5a). Lineage: Eukaryota; Metazoa; Chordata; Actinopteri; Siluriformes; Siluridae. Gene Ontology annotation, molecular function: glycerophosphodiester phosphodiesterase activity. The coding region runs from base 481 to 2259 and encodes 592 amino acids. The transcript has 17 exons. Gene Ontology annotation, biological process: positive regulation of neuron differentiation; lipid metabolic process. Gene Ontology annotation, cellular component: plasma membrane. The record is from RefSeq and is a predicted model, not a curated record.